Molecule: messenger RNA, 595 nt
Organism: Zingiber officinale
Lineage: Eukaryota; Viridiplantae; Streptophyta; Magnoliopsida; Zingiberales; Zingiberaceae
Exons: 4
Coding region: 1-570 (189 amino acids)
Source: RefSeq, a predicted model, not a curated record
AUGGAGUACGCGGGCGCAGGACCAGUCCUAUGCGGCGGUGCGGGAGAGGAAAUGCAGUUCCGGGUUCGUGGGACGUCGCUUUCGUCGCGACUUAAGUCGCGAAUCGAAGUCGUGGCGCGCUCACUAAGCUUCUCUAGAAGCCCACUAGCCUAUAAAAGCCACGCGUCAUCCGCCUCGUACACCGCCCUCAAGCUCAAUCCCUCUGUGAAAGCUUCGUGCCCUUCUUUUACUUCGAUCCCAUUUCCCGGUUCCCAAAUCCCGCUCCUGCUCGGAGAGAUCGAGAUCGAGAUCGGCGAGCCUUUGAGGACACUUUGCUGGGCGAUUCGAGAAGAUUUUGAUUUGCGGUUCGAGAAACAUCGAUCCGGUGGUCGUGCAAGUGAUCCGGCUAAUUCGUCUAGGGUUCAGUUCUCCCGCUCGCUAUGGGAUCUCUUUCGCCGGAGAGACAGAAUGAUACUUUUGCUCUUCCUGCAUCUGCGAUUUGAUCGUCCCCUUCUUCUUCUGGUUCGACACGCUUGCAGGCGUCGCCAUAAAGCAUGGUCUGGUGGAGAUAUAGGAAAGGAAAAGAUAUAGCAAGGAAGGCGACAAGGUGGCGCGG